AUGCCCAACACCAAAAUCAUCACCGUGCCGCAUCUCGGUGGCAUCGAAGCCUCCUAUCAAACNCCCGGUCUAGACCUGGAAAAACCUACCCUGGUACUCGUCAACUCCUUUACCACAUCUUCGGAGCUCUACAAGACACAAUAUGCCAACAAAGAUCUCACCGACAAGAUGAAUUUACUCGCCAUCGAACUGCUUGGCCACGGACAAACACGCUGCAAGCUUGAGAAUUGGACCUAUUGGGACACGGCUUACAUGAACAUCCAAGUGCUGCAGGAGUUGGAGAAGAAGGGGCAGAUUGACCAGGGCAGAGGUGUNUUUGUGCUUGGCACUAGUCAGGGUGGUUGGAUUACUGUUCGUAUGGCCCUACUGGCUCCUGAUAAGAUCACUGGUAUCAUCCCUCUCGGUACAAGCCUCGAUUCCGAAUCCCCAGAGACCCGUGACCUCGGUUGUUGGAAUGCGCCCCGAGACCUCACACCCACCAUCGAUGCUUGGAGCAAGCAAUCAGACGACACCUUCCGCCCAGGCAACGACUUCUCCGACUUCCUCAUCGACAUCGGAUUCGGCAAAGAUUGCUCGUCGGCUGUCCGCGACUUCUGGCGCAACGAAAUAGCAAACAACUACAUUGGCGACCAAGGAAGGAAGCGAGCGCGGAUGGCAACCAUCAAUCUUCGCGAUAGGGAUGGCUUACACGGCAGAUUGGCCGAUGUCAAGUGUGCCGUGCUAUGGCUGCAUGGUACUGCGGACGUGGUGUAUUCGGUGGCCAACGCGGAGAGGGAGAUCAAGAUGUUUGUGGGUAGUCGCGAUGCGCGGCUUCAGGUUGUGCAAGAUGGACAGCACUUCUUGUCGUUUAGUCAUCCCAAGGAAGUGGAUGGCGCGGUCGCUGAGUUCGUGGCCAAGUAUUCUCAGUGA
Aureobasidium vineae is the source of this 909-nucleotide messenger RNA. Lineage: Eukaryota; Fungi; Ascomycota; Dothideomycetes; Dothideales; Saccotheciaceae. The record is from the annotation of a GenBank genome assembly.